Molecule: messenger RNA, 737 nt
Organism: Aphanomyces invadans
Lineage: Eukaryota; Oomycota; Saprolegniomycetes; Saprolegniales; Verrucalvaceae
Exons: 1
Coding region: 33-614 (193 amino acids)
Biological process (GO): regulation of transcription by RNA polymerase II
Cellular component (GO): mediator complex
Molecular function (GO): transcription coregulator activity
Source: RefSeq, a predicted model, not a curated record
GUUCAAUUUCCCACCCCAUCGCGAAAUCGACCAUGUCGGGAGCGCAGUCCGACCAGGCGCGGACGCUGCAAUCCGUGCGAUCGCGCGCCGACCAUCUUCGACACACGAUCCAGACACUUGAACAGCUCAUGGCAUGGCACCCUCUGACGCAGUGGCCAGAAUUCUUGAGCAAGUUCCAGGUGGUUGCGAAGCAGCUUGAGAAUAUUAUGGGGUCCAAAGACGACGACGACAGUUUGCUUCCAGAGAGCUUACACCAUUGGGUGUGUGCGCCAAGGAUGUCGCUUCCCGAUCCAUCGCACAUCCCCAUCCUCCUUCGAACGCGGGAGGAUCCCGAAAUGGAGAAGCGUGACGAGGAACUGCUGCAGUCCGACACGGCAUUGCUACUCCCGCACCACCACCGCAAGCGCAAGGCAGAUUGGACUUGGGACGAGCUGGAUCUGCAAAAAGAAAACUUCAACACAGCCGUGGAAGGGUUCGAGGAAUCGCUGAAGAAGAGCUCGGACGAGCUGCUCAAACGCAUUAAGGUUGGCAAGUUCAAGGACGUCGCGCGCCCGACCUUCACCCAAACCGACAAGUACAUGUUCAUGGAGACUGGCCAGUGGACCAAAUCAUAGGAGAUCAUCGCUUGACACGACGUGGGUAAAUCGCCGAAACAUUGAUCACUUCAUAAGGAACGUCAUGUCGGAUGCCUGGGGCCACUGGUUUAAAGCUCACUAAUAACCAAACAGUAGUCCUCA